AUGAAAGGGGCCAGGAAACAUGAUUAUGGACAGACCAAAGAUCGCCUUCCAAGUCAGGAACAUGAACCCAGAAAAAGGUUUCAUUUUGAUUCCUCUAUGGUGAGGAAAGACCAUAGAUCGGACAGAAUUACCAGAGAAUAUCAGCCCAAGGAAACAAGAUCAAGAGACGAUCACUCUGGUUCUGAAAUCUAUACAAGAACUUCAAAGCAAUGGAGCAACCAUUUGCCUCAGAUUGAGGAGAAUCACUACUCCGGAAUGGAGAGUCUUCAUAAGGAGGCUUUGAUGAGGAGGGGCUCAUCAAGAGAGAGUGGAGAAAAAGCUAACCAGCUGCAGAAUCAGCCUGGUCGAUCUCAAGAAGGAUCGGGAAACUCUAAAACCCUCUCUCGAAGGCUAGCUCUUGAACGAGUCCAACGUUAUAAUGAGGAGGUUCCUGAGGGUUCUACAAAUACAAAAUCCAACUCUAGAAGGCCGGUCCACGAGAGGCUUGAAACAACCCAACCCUCAAAAGGAGAAGGGGAAAAUGAUGGACCUCCUGAGAGGAAGAUAAACUUGAGCCUUGCGCAUGCGAGAGAGCUUCAUGAGGAGGAGAAGACAUCAGUUGACUACAUAAUAACAGAUGAUGAUGAAGCUGAGAUUGAUGAGAAUGAGUUUGGAUGGUAUGACGAGAUAGCACACAUGGUUGCAUCUAAAAUUAUUGUAGAGAUCAACAAACUGGAGCGGAAAGUUAAUGAUUUCGUUGCGGCAGUUGGAGAACUGAAAUCUGCCAUUAAUGUUAUUGAUAUAAGCAUAGGCCAAGAGUGUCUAAAGAAGGCAAUAAAUCAGUAUCUGGAGUCAAAAGUAAGGACAACAACAUAUGUAUUGCAAUCAUAUCCAAAGGCAGCUAGCCUUGUUGGUGAUUAUCAAUGUGCUAAGAGGUUACUUCAUCGGGCUAGAGAAUGUUAUCUUAUUGGAACUGGUGAAGCUACUGCGGAGUUAUAUGUUCGAAAUCUUGGAAAGUUGAAUGAGAAGUUAAAAGGAAUGACGAGUUUAAGUCUUAGAGGGGUCACUACUACAGUCAAAGACUUUGCUGAUAUUCAUGGAAGGACGAAAUGCUUGCAAGCUAAGGUUGUUGAUCUACUAAUUAGGCAUACUAGGGAGAACUUUUCCAAGUUUUCCAAGAUACAGAAGAAAGAAAGGCACCAGUUGCAAAAGCAACUUAUGCAGUAUUUUAGUGAGGAAAAUGCUGCCAAUGUUGAUGCUGGCCGUUUCUAUUUCCCUUUUAAGUUAGACAAGACAUAUUGA
Messenger RNA from Arabis nemorensis, 1281 nucleotides. Lineage: Eukaryota; Viridiplantae; Streptophyta; Magnoliopsida; Brassicales; Brassicaceae. The record is from the annotation of a GenBank genome assembly.